This is a messenger RNA of Myotis myotis, 2010 nucleotides long. It is a transcript of the gene TAFAZZIN, whose product is annotated as tafazzin. Bases 354 to 1292 code for a protein of 312 amino acids. Lineage: Eukaryota; Metazoa; Chordata; Mammalia; Chiroptera; Vespertilionidae. Gene Ontology annotation, molecular function: 1-acylglycerophosphocholine O-acyltransferase activity. Gene Ontology annotation, biological process: inner mitochondrial membrane organization; cardiolipin acyl-chain remodeling. The transcript has 11 exons. The record is from RefSeq and is a predicted model, not a curated record. Gene Ontology annotation, cellular component: mitochondrial membrane.
CAAGCAGCCCGGGCGCGUUUGCGACAGGCGGCGGUGGAACGUGGGGCCUGGACCGGCUCGCUUUUCCCCGGGUGGGCGUGGGGCGCGCGGUUCUCAGCUCCGACUCCUGUCGUUCCUCACCGCGAUCCCCGACUCCUGAUCACGGUGGGCUGGUCGGUGGCGAGGGGGGGCCGGGCGGCCUCUGGCCCGCCCCGCGAGGUGACCUUGUUCGAGUCCCCUGUCGCGCUGCGCCGCGGCGCGCGUUGUUGGCGUCGGCCUGUUAGGGACCCGGCUGUGGGGCGAUUGAGGACACGCCACCAGCUGCCCCGUAGCAGGGGAAGUGCCGGGCCGCCGGGAGCUGUGGGGCGGGAGGGAUGCCCCUCCAUGUGAAAUGGCCUUUCCCCGCCGUGCCGCCGGUCGCCUGGACCCUGGCCAGCAGCGUCGUCAUGGGCCUGGUGGGCACCUACAGCUGCUUCUGGACCAAGUGCAUGAACCGCCUCACCGUCCACAACAAGGAAGUGCUGUAUGAGCUCAUCGAGAACCGCGGCCCAGCCACGCCCCUCAUCACGGUCUCCAAUCACCAGUCCUGCAUGGAUGACCCUCAUCUCUGGGGCCUGUGGAACCUGUUUUCUAAAUCGUGGAAGGUCCCACAGAGUCUUGGAGUCUUGGGAACAAAUCCGAGGACCCGUCAAGGAAACUCUGGGUUAGGGGCUGAGAGAUCCGAGAGACCUGUAUCCUGGUUCCAGGUUUGCCCCAGGCUGGGGAUCCUGAAACUCCGCCACAUCUGGAACCUGAAGUUGAUGCGUUGGACCCCCGCAGCUGCAGACAUCUGUUUCACCAAGGAGCUGCAUUCUCACUUUUUCAGCCUGGGCAAGUGCGUGCCUGUUUGCCGAGGAGACGGUGUUUACCAGAAGGGAAUGGACUUCAUUUUGGAGAAGCUCAACCACGGGGAUUGGGUGCACAUCUUCCCAGAAGGAAAAGUGAACAUGAGCUCCGAGUUCCUGCGCUUCAAGUGGGGAAUCGGGCGCCUGAUCGCCGAGUGUCAUCUCGACCCCAUCAUCCUGCCGCUGUGGCAUGUGGGAAUGAAUGAUGUCCUUCCUAACAAACCGCCAUAUGUUCCCCGCAUCGGACAGAAAAUCACUGUGCUGAUAGGCAAGCCCUUCAGCGUCCUGCCUGUGCUCGAGCGGCUCCGUGCGGAGAAUAAAUCCACGGUGGAGAUGCGCAAAACCCUGACCGACUUCAUCCAGCAGGAAUUCCAGGGCCUGAAGACCCAGGCGGAGCAGCUCCACAACCACCUGCAGCCUGACAGAUAGGCCCUGCCCUGCGCAGACCCUGCACGGCUGCCUCGUGGUCCUGUGAGGCCCCUGAGGCCUGGGGAAGAGGCAGCCCCGGGACCUGGUCCCCAGCUACCAGGUUCCCUGUGCUGCCUUGGGUUCUCGCCCCUGCACAUGGCUGGGCUGGGCGGGACUGAUGCUUUGAGCUCAGAUGGAGUUUUUAGACAGAGUCUUCAUCACCCUUAAAGGGUGCCCUCCCCUAGUUAAUGAGCAUUCCAGCUCAUCUGUGGUUUUGCAGUUGAAAAGGGUCACUUGGCCACCAAGGGAGGGAAAAAUGUAGGCAGUGGCCUCCUUCCUGCCUCCAUGUGUCCUCUCCCAGGGCUGGUGUCUGGAGGGAGAGCAGUUGAAGGGGGGAUGGGUGACUAGACGGGCUUAGGGAGGGGCCCACAAGGCCAUUGGCCUCGAGUUGCUCACCACCUCAUCAGGGACGGUCUUUGGCCAGUGCUUCCUUCUGCCCAGGCUUCCAAUAGGCCUGGGAGCCUUGGGCAGCCACCCCCACCCCCCACCCCCCACUGUAGGCAGGAGAGCAGCCCUUUGCCACAAGUGGGGCCUGCAGCAAGGGCCUCAGACCUGGCCAGUCGUCCCAUGCUGGGGCCCACCAACCCCUUCCUUUCUGUGUCCCUGACAUCACUCAAGCCCCCUGAGGCUGGGUUUCUAUGUUUUAUAAAGAAUAAAGUAUCUGUGUCGUGCUGUUUUA